GGAUGAUUUCAACAAUAAGAGUCUCGUUUUAAACUUAUCAUUCUGUUGUUUUAAAUUUUUUUGCUUCGAAUUCGCGCUUUGAGAUAACCUUCGAAAAGCAUUCAUUGGACACGACUUGUCGUAAUUGGUAAAAAACAUAAGAAGGCCUGGGGACGGCUUAUAAUGUCAGAAUUCAAAUUAGUCGUUCGUAUCAGGUUUAACAAACGUUUACUUUUUAGAAGAACCAAAUGAAAAAAGUUAGGUAUCCUGCGUACAAGCCAACACAUUUUUGUGUAUAAGAACCUAGUUUAAAAGAAAAGAAAUAAGGUAUAUAUGUACAACGUACUUAGUCUAAUAAAUUCCCUCAAAUUACAAAGAAACAACAUUCGAAGAACAUAUGUUUUUUAUACUAAGAUAAUUUCAACAUCUAAUUCUUCAUCUACAUCUGAGUAUAAUCUUUACCAUUAGAAGCAAUAUUUGUAAAGGCUGAAAAAGUGUUUAAAAAUAAUCACAUUUAACCACAUCUAACCCGGCUGAAAUUUAGACGUUCUUAUAAAAAAGUUUUUAAAGUCAUUCUUCGUGAUUUCUCACAAAGUCGUGAAACAAGGUUUAAUACAAACGCAUUAAAGUGACGUUUCAAUUCAAACUUUUGACGGUAUCUAUUAGCAACAACAAGUUAGUUCAGAACAAUACUCAAACAACUUUUGUUAAAUUUCUGAGCGGUUCUGCUAAAUGAUAUAAAAUGAAAAAGAACUGUUUAAGAUAUAAAACUUUUUUUGGAGUUGUAAAUGUCUUUUUGAAAAUGUCAGAAAGACAUUACAAAGCGAAGUCUAACGGUUUGUGGAAUCGAUUAGUAAACACAAAGGGUAACUACGGGUAUAACAGUAACCCAAGACAUAGUGUAGCAGAAGCAAGAAGUCCAUUGAAUACCAUCUCUACGCUGAGCAUCCGAGGUAUUGCAUCAAAUCAAGUAAAGGAUAAAGAAGAUCAGGAAAUCGCAUACAACGAUGCGGCGACAACGUAUGGCAUAGAUCCCAAUCAAGUGCGAUGGGAUGAUUUCAACAAUAAGAGCCGAUUGGAAGACAAUAUCCAGAAACUUUUGAGUUGCAAGAAAGUUCUGGUGAAACUGGAUCUUGCUAAAGUAGACUACAUCCCUGGAAUCUUGGCUGUCCCUGUCUUUCAUUGCCCACGUUGUUUAGAUCUAUGGCGAAAAUCCAAAUCUAUUCCAGAGAAGUGUGAUGAAAAGUCUCAACCAACGCGAGGAAAACCCAUAGCACUUGAUGAUGAAGCUAAUUAUUUGCUUCUAAGCAAUAACUUAGGCAACAUCAGCUAUAUACAAAUUCAUGGUCGUAAUGUUAACACCACUAGACAAGCAGGAAAACGUCGCAAAACCAUCAUGACCGCAUUUGAUUAUGAUGAGGAAGACAACGGCGUUGACUUGCCUCAGUCCUGUGGAGGCUCUCGUUCUUCUCAAUCUCCGGCAAGCCCUUACUUUUUUCCAUCGACCGGCGGGUCUUAUCCUCCUAAAUCAGGUGAAGGCCGUUCUAUUAAUAAAAUGGCUGUUUUAAGUGAAGAAAAGAUGUCCGAAGGAAUAAGAAAGUACGGAGGGCUUAAUCUGAGCGAAGCUAGGUUAUUAAUAGAAUCAAAAUCUGAGGAAACCGAACAACAUGAUGGAAUUAAAAGUGUCCACGUGAUAAAAAAUGGUAGAAGGGAUCAUCUACGUGAUUACCCACGUGAUCUUCCAUUAGGUGAUGGAUCAAACGUCAUCCUGUCCAAUAACAAUCAAGUUCUAUCCGAUAGAACUAAAAACAAUGAUCAAUCUGACUGGGAGGACAAGUCGUGUCCAAUGAAUGCUUUUCGAAGGUUAUCUCAAAGCGCGAAUUCGAAGCAAAAAAAUUUAAAACAACAGAAUGAUAAGUUUAACGAGACUGAAAAAGUAAGUUUCACUAAUGCCUUAGAAGAAAAAAAGCAAAUUGGCAAAAAAGUUCAAGCACAGAACGGAAUGGAUUUAAAAAUUUUUAAAGAAAAGCUGAAAGGUAGUGAGGAGGAAAAGCUUGACCGGACAACAGUACAAAAAGAGAAGCCUGGUGUGCACUCAAGCGUGGAGAUAAGCUAUGAAAAUGAUGAAUCAUCCAGACAUCUUAUUAGUAUUGAUGAAACUGCAGUCAUUGGAAAUAAGGACACCAAAAUAAACAAUGCAAACAAAGAUUCUGUCUCAGCAGAAGAAUCACCAGCUGAAAUUCUUAGUCGUAUGAAAAACAGAAAACUUAAAACAAGCGUUAGGAAUGCUGGAGUUUGGGAUAAAACAGCAGCUAAUGACAAACAAAACCACACUCUUGUUAAACACGUCAUGUCGACGUCAGGUGGCGGUGGAAUCCAACAGUUUGUAGAAGAAUCCAGUGAUGUGUCGGUUUCUCGAAGAAAUAGCGCGAGAAAAGGAAGCAUUCCUGUUGGAAGUGAGGAUUUAUUUUUAAUGCAAGGCGGAAAGCAACCUGUCAGUCGCCGUCAAAAAAGAGGCGAGUUACGUAAUCGUCCAAAUAGAGCCUUCGCUUCUUCAGAUAGCUUAGGCAUGAGUUACACCCAGUCAGGAUAUAAGUAUGAAAAUGAUGAUAGCGACGCACGAGGAAAUCCGGAAAUGCGCAAAAGUGCCGAUGGUCGAUUGCUGUCUUCACGUGGUAAAAACAAAAACAACGAAUUUAUCAAUAACAUUAGUGUUAAUAACAUCAAUAACGAUGAUACAAUUAAUGCUCAAUCAAACGUAUCAUCUAAUGUAAAAGUGAGAAGAGGAAUUAACAAAAAAGAACGAAGAACGAGUGUUGACAAAAGUCGAAGCAACAAACUGGAUUUUGAACUACCCCCGGUUGAAAUCUUAAAACCUGCUACAAAUGCUCCAGGCUCGUCCGAAAUACUCGCAUUAAACUAUAAUCACCACGACAGUCGCCCGUCUUCUAGAUUACAUUCGGCAUGCUUAAAUGGAAAAGAUGCAGAUAUUUCAGAUAGGAUGUCGUCACCGGUUACUAUACCGCUCAUAAUUAACAGCCAUGACAGCAAGCCAAAUACCUCUAAUUUAUUCCCUGAAGUAAAAAAGCAAAAUAUAUUUUGCAGACAAAAUCUGUUCAACCCGAAAAAUAAUAUAAAACACGUCGAAUCUUCAAAUAGGGCACCUGCGAGGGAGACACUCACUCCAUCACCGAAGCUAUCGCAAAAGAUUUCAUGCAACGAAUUAAUGUGUUUGACCAUGAGAAAUUUUACCAGUAGUUUUACAUUCUCAUUUUAUGACUUACCUGAGCAAUACCGAAGAAAUAAUGACUUUAUUAAAAAUAAAGCAAAAUCUUCCAAAUUAAAAAACAAGAAGAAAAAAUGAAUAUCAAUUUUUUUAAUAUACAACAUGGUCUAUGUUUUUUUCUCUCGUCCCAGGAUUAAAUCACUCAAAUGCUAAACACCAUCUACUGUAAUAAAAUAUGGGAAAAAGAACCCUGGAAGUGAAGAUCUUAACUAUAUAUAAACAAAUGGGCACAAAAUUAGUCAACCUCGUUCCCAUCGCCUGUUGUCCCUCUGUUAUAUGUCUGAAACAAAAUAGGAGGCCCUGGGGACGAGGUUGAAAAUUAUUGCGUUUUUUUAAAUGAAUAAAGGUGCACGUUUCAUAAGACAGAAUUGUAUAUUAACCUUGAUAAAUGUUUUAAAACGUUCUUUAGAGCUGACAACACAGGAGGAGGCAGAGGGGGGCACUAUUUUUUUCAUUCUGACGCAAUUAAAUUUGAAAAUUUGAAUAGCGUUUUCGACAAUAUGGAGGUUUAAAAAAAAUUCUAGGGUAACAACCCCCAAAAAAGGGUAAGGCCUCCUUGGUCACUGUAUUGAUCCCUUCAAUUUUAAAACCAAUUCGUCGUCCUUGCCCUUUAUAUUAAUAAAGCCAGAAGAAAUAAACUAUUUUUUUAAUUUUUGACCAAUGUUUACAGAUAAAAAGCCAUAAAGUGUUCUUAACUCCUUCUCAUGUCUUCACCAGCUAUAUGUCUAUAUAUGCUUUAUAUGAAUAAGAACUUAAAUCAGGUGUAAUUUUGUAACAUCUAUUCUCUGAUGUUGGCUGUUGCUCAUUCUCGAUUAACCACAAUCGGACGUUUCUACUAUUAAACAAAAUGAAAAUAUUUUGUUUUCGUUGUCGUAACCAUGUACACAAGGGUACAAAAAGACGAAAAAAAAUAUUCGUUGUAAAAUAUCUGUUCUUACUUCUUAUGUCAUGAGAAUUUUUAAAAGGUUUUAAAGUGAAAAAUAGCUUCCAAAAAAACACUUGGCUGGCGAGAAAAAACAAAUGCUUUUUAACAAAUAAUGGUUAAAAAUGGUAACCCAGUUAAAGUAAAAAAGAAAGUCCGAAUAAAGUCCGAUUAUCCCACAUAAAUUGUGGCCAAUCAAACCUUAAAGUUAUAGAUCGCAGCAAUAAUUGGAACAUUUUGUUAAUAAAAGAAGUGCUGUAUAUCAAUUUUAACCUGAAUGACCUCUAAAGAACUACCACUAUUCUAAUGUUACAUAUAUAACGGUUACUUGUUGUAAAAUAUUUUAUUCUCUGAAGAUGACUUGAACUAUAGUCGAAAUAUUAGAAACUGAAAAAUUUCUGUUUUAUUUAUGUGCUUGAUAACUUGAUUUAAAUAAAAUGAACUUAUUCGGACUUUCUUUUUUACUUUUAUAUUUAAAUUGUCAUAUGGCUCAAAAUUUUAACCUGGUUAAGUUCUGAAGAAUUAAAUUGUUUUUUGCCAUUUCUAAAAUGGUAUUGCUUGAGACUUUUUUUCUAGGCUCUCUUUCCUUCAUUAGUUAUUUUAUUUAUUCUUUCUUCCAGUAUUAUUGCACCUCUUUCCAACUUGUCGUAAUAAACGCUCGAGAAUUUUCGCACUGGUAUGGACUGUUUCAAAUUUAAUUUAGAGAAAGAAAUGCUGUAUACUUGUGACAAAGUAAUUGAGUUGUUGUAAAAGCAUAUGUUAAAUUGAAGAAGAGUAAUUUUAUACUUCUGUCUUUUUUUAAGUUUAAAAUGAAUGUUUUAGAUCUUGUUAUUACAAUCGCUGUAAAAUGUUUGUACGUAGCAUCAACCUCGCACCUAGUCCACACAAAUGUAAGCUUAUCUGUAACUCAACGAUAAAGAUAAAAAAAAGCCAGGGACCAAAAUGGACCAGCGUCAGUGUAGAAACUUUACUUCUUAUAAGGGUUCAAUUAAUAAUAAAAUUGAAUCUCAGAUUCGAGAAAAAAAUUAGAACUCCUUUAGAACAUGCCUGGCCUUUUAGUAAAUUGUCAGACGAAAGAAAUUUAUUUAUUUAUUUAUUUAUUUAUAAAAUUAUAUAAAUAUAAAUUUCAAAUGCUGAAAUGUUUUUUUUUAUAAUUUUAUAUUUAUUGUGGGUUGCCACUUUUUUCCUAGAUAAUGAUUUUUUAUGUAUUUUUGAAUAUAACUUUUAGAGUUUCCAGAGUCAAGAAUAAAUACAAAACAUUUACGUAGUACAUACUAAACCACAAAGCGAAAAGCGUUCCAAUUUCCUACUCGAAAAAUAUGUUACUUUCUAAAGAACCAAUUAAAACAGCUGGAUUAGGUAUAAAUCCAAUUGUAUUUUACCGCGAACAUCUGCUGCAGUUUUUACAAAGAAAACCUUCUGUUACAAAGGGUUAACCUCUGUUACUAUUCCACAUUACUAUAUGAACCUUGAAAGAUGGAGUUUAUCUCAGUGUUGCUGCUUGGAAUCAUUUGCGUGAAUUGUGUCUUCUGCUUAGAAAGCAACUUUCUAACAAAAAAAGAAAUAAAGUUUUGUCGGUCAAACAAUGAUUGUGAAGACGGGUGCUGCAAAGGCUUCGUCUGUCUCAAAUAUCUUCAAGAAGAUGAAAUGUGUUUGCUAGAGGACAGGUUAAGAAUUGGUUGUGGAUGUUUGCCAAACCUUGAGUGCAAGAAACAACCGAUAUUAUGGAGAUGCACAAACCCAGUAAAUGAAGUCACGAGAGAUGUGAAUGAUAUGAUAGUAGACAAAGGGGUGACAAGAAAAGAGAGUGACAUAUUGAAGGAUGAUAUGGAACGAAGCAUUGACAAAGUAUUGAAUUAUUUGUCAAACAAAGUGGAGGAGAGCAAGUAAUUCGAUUGAUUCCACCGCAGAGUUUAAUUCGAAACUUUGUUGUCGUUAAAUUAAAUACCCUGUAAGGGAUAUACGUAAAUUUGUUAGUUAGUGAGUGAAUGAUUUUUUUGGUAAAUUAUUUGGGUGAAUGUAAACAAGCAUAAAUUUCAUUUUUUUUUAAUAUAUUGUAAUAUUGCAA
Molecule: messenger RNA, 6255 nt
Organism: Hydractinia symbiolongicarpus
Lineage: Eukaryota; Metazoa; Cnidaria; Hydrozoa; Anthoathecata; Hydractiniidae
Exons: 7
Coding region: 722-3343 (873 amino acids)
Source: RefSeq, a predicted model, not a curated record